Messenger RNA from Ustilago hordei, 759 nucleotides. RefSeq lists its product as uncharacterized. Lineage: Eukaryota; Fungi; Basidiomycota; Ustilaginomycetes; Ustilaginales; Ustilaginaceae. The transcript is spliced from 2 exons. Bases 1 to 759 code for a protein of 252 amino acids. The record is from RefSeq and is a predicted model, not a curated record.
AUGGACACUGGGAAAUACUUUGUUUGGUCCAAUGAUGAAGUCUUGCAACUUGUCACCAUCCUUUUUGAAAGCGACUACUAUCAGAGGUUGCUACUCAAAGGUCACUUGACAAAGGAGCAAGAGAAAGGGUUGAAGAUGAGCAAGGAGACACUCUACAAGCAGAUCUUUGAGGAGAUCUUUCCCAACAGCAACAUCACAAAUGGUGGUGGUCAUGUAAAAGCCAAGCUGUGCUGGCUUGAGAGUCAAUACAUCACCAUAAAGAACACAUUCUCACAGACUGGCUCUGGUCUUCUCCUUUGUGAUCUCAGCUUUGAUCAUUUGGACUUUGCAUCUCACUCAGCUGCAGUUGCCAAGUAUCCCUGGUUCAAGAUGUUUCAUAAGAUGAUGUCAAAGUGCCCAUCUGCUGGCCCUGUCACCCUUGUGACUAGCAGUGCCUACAAUCCUCUUCAAGCCUCACUGUCCAGCAAUGGUGAUACAGGUGAUGCCAUGGAAGAAGAUGACAAUCUGUUCCCAUUGUGUCACUCAAUUCCUGGCCUUGAAAGCCUUGCUGAAGAUGCUCCUGACAAUCCCAUUGGGCCAAGAGUCCUCUCUUCAUUGUCUAGUGCCUUCCCCUCCCCAUCCACUUUGUCCAAUCCCUUUGGUUUGCCAGCUGCCACUCCAUGCAAUUGUUUGGCUAGCACUUCCUUUGGUGUUGAUCAAGAACCUGAAAGCACUGGCAUCAGCUCCCCUAUGAAGAAAACCUCGGCUUCCAAGAAAUGA